This is a messenger RNA of Syngnathus typhle (broad-nosed pipefish), 3107 nucleotides long. RefSeq names its product bicaudal C homolog 2 (gene bicc2). Bases 51 to 2765 code for a protein of 904 amino acids. NCBI's taxonomy places the organism in Eukaryota, Metazoa, Chordata, Actinopteri, Syngnathiformes, Syngnathidae. The transcript is spliced from 19 exons. Gene Ontology annotation, cellular component: cytoplasm. Gene Ontology annotation, molecular function: RNA binding; protein binding. The record is from RefSeq and is a predicted model, not a curated record.
ACACAUCCUCACGCUCACACACAUACACAGACGAGGGCUUUAGUCUCGCUAUGGCCAACACCACCAGCCCCGAGGAGAGCUCUCCCACCCAGGGCGCCGUAGCACCACCGGAGCCUGAACUGGAAACUAGCGUAGAACCCGACUCAGCAGCAAAGCCUGAGCCCAGCGAGGCCUGUUGUGACAGAGAGGAUGAGGAAGAGGAGGAAGAAACAGAGCCGAGGCAGGAGAAUGCUGGAGGUCAGAGUGUGGAUCCGGAAUGGGUGGAGGAGAGGUUCAGGAUCAAUAGGAAGAAGUUGGAGACCAUGUUGUAUGCACCAAGAGCUGGAGAUGCUAUGACUGGCGAGGAGUUUUUUGAGAAAGUGAUGAAAGAAACUGACACUCAGGUGAAAUGGCCUUCCAAGUUGAAGAUUGGAGCCAAGUCAAAGAAAGACCCACAUGUGAAAGUGGAAGGGAAGAAAGCCAAUGUUCUGGAAGCCAAAAAGAAGAUUCUAGAAGUUUUAGAAACAAGGGUAAAUAAGGUCACCCUCAAAAUGGACGUGGCCUACACGGAGCAUUCCCACGUAAUCGGCAAAGGUGGCGGAAACAUCAAGAAGGUGAUGGAAGCCACUUCCUGCCAUAUCCAUUUCCCAGACUCCAACCGCCACAAUGCUACAGGGGAGAAAAGCAACCAGGUGUCGAUUGCUGGACCCAUCGAGGGAGUGGAAGAGGCCAGGAGGAGGAUUAGAGAUUUGCAGCCACUGACUUUGACUUUUGACCUGCCGGUCAGCUUGGCUCCUCAGCCCGUGCCAGAUGCCGGCUCGCCUCUCAUCCAGCAGGUGGUGCAGACGUUGGGGGUGAGCGUGAGCUUCAGAGCAAUCCCACCACAGCCUCAGGCGCAGCCUGCCUUCUUUGGUAGUUGCUGCACCGUGUGGGGCCUGCAGGGCAACGCCUCUGCAGUCAAGAAGGCAACCUGCAUUCUGAUGGAGCUGCUUGUCGGAUCAGAGGUGACAGGGAGCGUGGUGACCAGCCAGCUUGACGUCACCUCACAGCAGCACCUCUUCUUGCUGGGGCAGAACGGAGCUCACUUCUUGAGCGUUAUGCACCACACUCAAACCCAAAUUAUUCUACCGGACCUCAGCGCACCCCAGAACCUCCCCUCACUGAUCAUACAGGGCAGCCCGGAUGGAGUGUGUCUGGCCCGGCAGCAGCUCAUGGACUGUCUGCCUGUGUGCUUGAUGUUUGACAUGCGGGAAGAUGUGGAGGCAGAUCCUUGUGCGCUGGCUCAGAUGAUGCAAAACCUUGGAGUCUUCAUUAGUGUCAAACCCAAAGUGAAGCAGACCAACAAGUCAGUUGUGGUGAAAGGUCUCGAAAGGAACAUCCAAUGUCUUUAUGAGGCCCGUCGGCUGUUGUUGGGUUUGGAUUCUUGUGACUCCACCAAGGUAACCAAGGUGGCACCUGACCCCGUUCUGUCUGGCAAUGAGUUGACCAGCUAUUGGCUCAACAUGUUACUCCAGCAGCUGCGUCUCUCGGAAAACGGCCCUGUCCCUGCACCUGCAUUCGUUCCGGAGGUUCUAAGUAGUAUGAAGGCUCGCCCAUCACCACCACCAGGACUACCCGCUCCCACUGAGGAAGGGAGGACAGGACUGAAGGGAACAGACAGUCGUCCAUUGGAGAAGAUCCUAGAAAAUGACGACCAGUCUGGCCAAUCAGAUGAUGAGAGCUCAAAGGAGAUGGUGAUGAUGAUGUCAUCGGAGGAUGCAAUGAACAUCCCCAGCGGACCCAGGGUGACAAAGAUGGGUCGGAGAGGGAGUUUGCAGGGUCCCGAGAUAAACAAAGUUUUCCACCAAGCCAGACGCCACUCUACAGGGCAGGCGUUUACGUGCAGGAUGCUGAAUGCAGAAAUGGAGCGAGGGAGGAUGGAGCGGAGGAGGAACAGCCUAAGGAAAGACGUGACAAUGUCCCGGGAUGUUUGCGCAGACGUCUCAGAAUCGGAGGUUUAUGACUAUGAGAAGAAGAAAUUGAUGGCAACCAGAGCAAUGCAGAGAAAGCCAGUGGUCACUGAAGUCCGGACACCCACGGACACUUGGAGCGGUCUGGGCUUUUCAAAGUCCAUGCCAGCAGAAGCUGUGAAGGAGCUGCGGAACAUCAGCCGUCGCAGCUACAAACCCUACUUGAGCACAAACAGCAGCCAGCAGUCAUGGGCCAAUCAGAGUGGGGCAGCGUCUCAAGGGAGUAAUUCGGACAACUGGAGGGACAGACGGGGAUCCCAGCCCGCCUCCUCAUCUUCCUCCUCCUCCUCUUCUUCUCCAUCCUCCCCACCACCGACAUCCUUCUCAUCCUCCUCUCACUUCCCCACGUUCACAUCCAACAGAAACAGAAAUGACAAACCCCCCGAGGGCUUUCCGGGUUGCAACUACUUUGACGACGUGUGCCCAUCAAGGAGGGCAUCCACCUGCAGUCAACGUAGCCCCUCCCCCCAGAUGAUGGACGAACUUCCGGAGCUCCUCAGCCAAUUGGGAUUGAUGAAAUACAUUGAUGUGUUGGAGCAACAGGAGAUCGACUACCAGACGUUCCUGACAUUGUCUGAUGAUGAUCUGAAGGAAGUGGGUGUGUCCACAUUUGGAGCCAGACGCAAGAUGCUGUUGGCCAUCUCAGACCUGAACAAGAGCAAGAGGAGACCUUCAGACACAUCCAGUGUAAAGUCUGGAUACCUGGAAGGCGGCGCCAGCGGUAGACUGCCACGUAUUUCGGACAUGGAAGUUGCUGCCCUCAGUAACCGCUGGUGAAAGCAUCUUUUAGCCCACUAUGAGUUUGUCAGUUGAGGAACUGAAGCUCUAACAUAUCAUUUCACUUAAGUCAGAAAGAACAAGAACAAAAUAAAAAUAAAAAAACGUAGUCAUGUGUGCCUUCCAUCGACAGCCAAAUUCCAAAGCCUUUUCUAUAAAAAUCAAGACAAGGAGGUCUUCUCUUCUAAGUGUUUUGUUUUGAGGAAAAAGUCAAACAUUACAUUACAUUCAUGAUACUAGCUCUUCUGUGAGUUUCUUGUGUGCCUUUCUUUUUGCAAAAUUAUAUGAAUGGUCUCAGUACCCACUACCUUUAUUCAAAUGUAAAUAGACCCUGCCCCUAAA